Racocetra fulgida is the source of this 1125-nucleotide messenger RNA. The record is from the annotation of a GenBank genome assembly. NCBI's taxonomy places the organism in Eukaryota, Fungi, Glomeromycota, Glomeromycetes, Diversisporales, Gigasporaceae.
AUGAAAGUGGGUGGUAAUGCAGCCGCAUUAGAAUAUUUCACAAAACACGGUGGUAGCGCGUCCUUAAAUAGUAAAGAUGGAAAAUUAAAAUAUACAUCUCGUGUGGCCUUAAAAUAUAAAGAUGAACUUAUUAAAAGGGCUAAUGAAGAUUCUAAAAAAAAUCCCGAUUUCGAGAUUGUCGAAGAGGAGCCACAAACACCACAAACGUCAACUAAAUCAGAAGACUUUUUCGAUACAUUUGACAAAGAAGUUGUAGAAAAACCUUCAUCAACGGAAGAAACAAGCGUAACUGCGACCACAAACAAGUCAUCUAGUCCUAAUAAUCAUAAGGUGAUAAAAUCGGCAUCCACAGCAAGGUCGAACAUUACUGCUCGUGGAAAGGGACAAAAGAAAACUAAAGUUGGAUUAGGAGCAGUGAAACUUCAAAAGGUUGAUAUCGAAACAGCGGAACAACAAGCCAAAGAGGAAGAAGAAUUAGCUAAACAGCAAUUACAGAAUGAAGAAACCAAUUUACAAAAAUCUGCAGAACGAUGGACAUUCAGUUCUCGCUUAGUAUAUAAUGAUGGAUCGCAAUCACCUGGAGGAAAUCAGGAAAUAAAUAACCAACGACUUAGUGAUGAUCUUGAAAGACUUGGCAUGGGAGUUUCGAGAUUGGGAUUUGGAAGUGUUAGCAAACCUACAACAAAAGUUGAAGAAACAACUACUUCGCGAUAUAUCGGAUUUGGAUCAAUUAGUAAUGCAAAUAAUUUAAGUAAAUCAAAUAAUGAUGAUAUUUCCGAUACCGAUUACGCUCGCCAAAAAUUUGGAAAUCAAAAGGCAAUUUCUUCUGAUCAAUAUUUUGGUCGCAACCAGUAUGAUCCUGAUACCAUGUCAGAGGCAUCCGAUCGAUUGAGGCAAUUUGAAGGGGCAACAUCUAUAUCUUCUAACCAAUACUUUGGACGAGAUGACGAACCUUCACGGCGUGAAAAUUUAGAUUUAGGUGGAUUGGAGAUGAAUGCUCGUGAUUUUGCACGAAAAUUCAUUGGACAGGCAGCAUCAGACUAUGAAGCGAUUAAAGCAGUGGUUGAAAGGGGAGGAGAAAAAUUAAAGGAUUAUAUCACAGACAUACAGGUAAGACGUAAAUAG